Messenger RNA from Striga asiatica, 354 nucleotides. The record is from the annotation of a GenBank genome assembly. Lineage: Eukaryota; Viridiplantae; Streptophyta; Magnoliopsida; Lamiales; Orobanchaceae.
UUGUUCACAUGGAGAAUCGGGAGGUCCGGGACCCUGUCUGAUGGGGAGAGGUCGGUGGUAACUCGUCUGGCAGGGACUUUUGGUUAUGGGCAAAAUCCCAACAAAAGUGGACGUGUUCAGCUUCGGGGUUGUCAUAAUGGAGCUGCUAACUGGCAUGAUGGCCCUCGGGCUCGAGGAAAGCCAGUAUCUGGUCCCUACUUAUGGCAAGUGAAAUCGAGUGUGGACAAGCUGUGGGGAUCCAUUGACACACCCCUGGAUGUCAAGGACGAAGCCCGCGAAAGCGUGUCCAUCUUGGCCAACCUCGCGGGCCACUGCACAGCUCGACCAAAUGGUGGAAGACUGGCAAGAGGCUGA